AUGACAGACCCUACACCUUUUAACAAGCUACAAGGCAAAGUGGCUAUCAUCACCGGCGGCCCAAGCGGCAUCGGCGAGGCUACGGCACGUCUCUUCGCCGAUCACGGUGCACGCGCCGACGUUAUAGCCGACAUCCAAGACGAGCUGGGCCGUGGCGUCGCCGAGUCAAUCGGCUUACACCGCUGCAGGUACGUUCACUGUGAUGUAACUGAUGAGCAGCAGAUCGAAGCGAUGGUGGAAUCGACGGUGCAGAUGUUCGGACAACUCGACAUCAUGUUCAGUAACGCUGGGAUUAUGAGUAAGGGCGACCAAACCAUGCUGGAGUUGGAUCUGUCAGCUUACGAUAAGGUGGGUGCAGUAAACGCACGCGGCGCGUGCGAUGGUGGAGGGUGGAGUUAA
Molecule: messenger RNA, 399 nt
Organism: Vitis riparia (riverbank grape)
Lineage: Eukaryota; Viridiplantae; Streptophyta; Magnoliopsida; Vitales; Vitaceae
Product: (-)-isopiperitenol/(-)-carveol dehydrogenase, mitochondrial-like
Exons: 1
Coding region: 1-399 (132 amino acids)
Source: RefSeq, a predicted model, not a curated record